CGGCAUAAGUUUCCCAGACAUUGCAGCUGGUUGUGUGUUGACUGAUAAGUGACCGUCCAAGAAUAUUAGAGUCCCUGCUACAACCUGCGUCCUGCUGUUGUACUACCUUUAUUUAAGUGAAAAUUAAAAAUUGGCCUUGAAGUUUUGAAAUAAAAUAUGCCGCCCAAAUUAAUAGGCAGGACCACGAACAUCGCCGGCAAGACGCUGUGGGAGAUUUGUGGUAAUCUGAAGAACGGCGGGAUCGGUCGUUUAAUAACGAGAAACAGCCUAGAUCGGUAUGAUGAACCCAGUUUCAUCAGAGUGCUCGACGUCCAACCCACCGCUCAAAUUGGAGAUUCUCUUAGAAAAAUGAUUGUUCAUGCUGAAAGAAUAUUCCGUGGAAAACGUUACACAGAACCUAUAGAAAUAUAUAGUGUCUCAUACAAACCAGAUUAUCGCCUGAUACCUAAAGAUGAAGAACAGUUAUGGUGGGAUCGAUUGGCUAACUGUAAACCACGAGUAAAACUCGUUCCAGGAUUAUUUGAAAUGCCACCACUUAUGAAGUUGGCACUACAACGAGAUGACAAAAACAUUAAUACUACUCUAUCAUUAGAGGUCCGAUCGGGACGUGACAAUGUCGCUCAAGCAGAUUAUACAAAAUAUGCAACUUAUCAACCAAAUUAUUUCAAAAAUCAAACAGAUAGUUAAUAUUAGCAUUGUAAUUAUUUGUUGUAAAAUUUUUUAUUGAAUAUUAGAUAUUUAUCUUUACAAUCA
Messenger RNA from Adelges cooleyi (spruce gall adelgid), 753 nucleotides. RefSeq lists its product as uncharacterized. Gene Ontology annotation, molecular function: structural constituent of ribosome. Gene Ontology annotation, biological process: mitochondrial translation. The transcript has 3 exons. Lineage: Eukaryota; Metazoa; Arthropoda; Insecta; Hemiptera; Adelgidae. The coding region runs from base 157 to 687 and encodes 176 amino acids. Gene Ontology annotation, cellular component: mitochondrion; mitochondrial small ribosomal subunit. The record is from RefSeq and is a predicted model, not a curated record.